AUGGGGACGGAUGACAAGGAUGUGUCUUUGAAUGAUGCAAGCUCGAAGCCCCAAAUCACCGUAAACGAAUUGGAUCGUCAAGCACCCGUCCGUUAUGUCGGUGACGGCAACGAGGAGCAAGCAUACGAUCGUACUGAUGGCCAGGCGAUGCUGGGCAAGAAGCUCAGCACGCUCGGGGCGACUGCUCUGGGUUACACGACGCUUGCAACGUGGGUGGCGUACUCAGCGACUUCUGCCACCGCUCUCGCAAGCGGAGGAGCCAACGUGCUCGUAUGGGGUCUCGUCAUUGUCGCCUUCUGCAACACGGCUGGGUGCAUCACGAUUGCUGAACCUGCAUCCCAGUUCCCGUGCGCAUCGGGCCAAGCGGCCUGGGUGUAUCGCCUACACGGCCGACUGCUAUCGUACAUCACGUCUUGGCUCGUGCUGCUAGGCUACCUGUUCCUCAGCGUUGCGGGCGAGGUCAUGGUGUCGACAAUAGUGCUGGCCAUGAUCAACCUCACGUUUCCUGGGUACGUGAUCCAAAAAUGGCAUGUGUCGGUGUGCAUGAUCGCAACUGCUACGUUUGUCUUUUUGGUAUCGGCGUUUGGCAGCAAGUUCGUAUCGCGCCUCAACGUGUUUGCGUUCACCUGGUCUACGGUGGGGCUGCUCGCGGUUGUCUUGACGCUGCUGAUCCAGACACGGGGCAGCUACAACACGGUGGAGUUUGCACUGGUGGACAUCACCAACCUGUCCGGGUGGAACAACAACUUUGUUCCUUGGGUGCUUGGCCUCUCUCAAGCUGCGCUCGCCACGACGGCCAUGGACGCAGCGUGUCACUUUUCGGAGGAGAUGUCUGACCCUUCAAGACAAGUUCCGAUCGCCAUCUUCGGCUCGUUUGGGACGAGCGUAGUGAUCACUUUGGGGUACUCGUUGGUGCUGGUCUUCACGCUGCCUCCGCUCGAAGAGAUCAUCUCGACGCCGACGGGGUUCCCAUUCGCCGAAAUGCUGCGCAUCAAGACGUCACGAGAGGGAGCUAUCGUACUGUUGCUGAUUCCACUGGUGGCGAUGCUGAUCACGGUGACGGAUGUGGUCAUGGCGACGAGCCGUUGCAUCUACGGGUUUUCUCGACAGAGCGGCUUCCCGCUGUCGCACUACUUUGGCAAGAUCAACGGCAGGUUCGACUCGCCGGUGCGUGCGGGAGUGCUAUCGCUGGUGGUGCAGAGCCUGAUCUGCCUGAUCUACAUCGGCAAUCAGGCGGCGUUCAACGCUCUAAUCUCGGUGCCCACACUGCUUCUGGCGGUGUCUUAUUCGAUUGUCGCCUACGUCUGCUUGGUAGCCAGGCGCAAAGCCGGACAAAAGGACGCAAGCUGCUCCACGGACCAGGCGAGCCAAGACGACAAGACGAGCGAGGGAAGCGAGUGCGACAGUGCGUGGGAGCCACGGUUCAAGAUGGCCACGUGGGUGACGGUCUCUUCGAACUUACUCACCAUCGGGUUUACGAUUUUGUUGUGUGUCUUCCUAUCGUUGCCGCCUACGUGGCCUGUGACAAGCGCCAACAUGAACUACACCUCGGUGUUUCUGGUUGGCAGCUUUAUCGUGCCGGGCGUAUGCUGGAAACGCUACCGGAGAGUCUAUCAAGGACCACUUGUACAUUGA
Messenger RNA from Sporisorium graminicola, 1635 nucleotides. RefSeq lists its product as uncharacterized. The coding region runs from base 1 to 1635 and encodes 544 amino acids. NCBI's taxonomy places the organism in Eukaryota, Fungi, Basidiomycota, Ustilaginomycetes, Ustilaginales, Ustilaginaceae. Gene Ontology annotation, biological process: transmembrane transport. Gene Ontology annotation, molecular function: transmembrane transporter activity. Gene Ontology annotation, cellular component: membrane. The record is from RefSeq and is a predicted model, not a curated record. The transcript has a single exon.